AUGGGGAAUUACAUUUCUUGCACUCUGUCCACCCCAAUCGGUGGCAAACCGUCAACUUCUUCGACGACGACCGUCAUCUUUCCCAGCGGCCAAAUCCGACACUUUCACGAACCGGUCAAGGCGGCGGAGCUCAUGUUCGAGAUCCCCAAUUUCUUCCUCGUUAAUUCUCAAUCGGUUCAACUGGGUCGGAGAUUUUCGGCUCUGAUGGCCGAUGAGAAUCUCGAGAUGGGUAAUUUGUACGUUAUGUUUCCGAUGAAGAAGGUCAAUUCGGUGGUGUCUGUGGCCGAUAUGGGAGCUUUGUUUCUCGCCGCCGAGCGGGUCUCCGGCGGGAAGAAGCGGCGGAUUAUUGGCGGUGGGGAAUCUAAUGUUUGUGUUUGGCCAGAGGUGGAAGCAGACGAAUCAAAACCGAAGUUGAAAUUGGAUGGUGGUGAUGAUGAUGACGAUGUGAAGGGGUUUUCGCCGGCGCCGGAAUUUACUCAUCGGAGGUCGAUGUGCAGGUCGAGGAAGCCGUUGUUGGAGACCAUAGUUGAAGAGCCGAUAUGUUCAAGAUGA
Messenger RNA from Benincasa hispida (wax gourd), 552 nucleotides. RefSeq lists its product as uncharacterized. NCBI's taxonomy places the organism in Eukaryota, Viridiplantae, Streptophyta, Magnoliopsida, Cucurbitales, Cucurbitaceae. The record is from RefSeq and is a predicted model, not a curated record.